AUGGAUUUGUCCCCCGUCCAGGAUUUACCCCAUCACCUAGCGCGAAGAUCAGACCUCAGUGGUGCCCCAGUCUACGAUCUUAAAUUUGACUACGAUUUCCGCCGGGUGCCACGAACCUACGGGGACAGUCAGAUGCGGAUUGACUUCAGUAAUGAAGAAGGGUACUGGGAUGCGGUGGUUGACCGACCAGGUCAAACGAAGAAGAAAAAACGUGAUCUCGAGGAAGUGCGAAAGAACCAAAAGAGAUGGCUCGAAGAAGAAUGGCGAGAAGCAUACCACAAAGGGGGCUUGUCUCGCCAUGAACUUCAUCGCAGAUGGUUUGGCAGCGAUGUCAUCGCGUGGUUGGCCAACCUGGUCGGUGUUGGGCAGGCUGAAGCAACCGUGGAGCUGAACCACCACGUCGACGAGACUCUCCAGAUCAUCUUAAUGGAUGAACAAUAUGGCCCGUGUCCAUUUGGAGUGACUCAAGCGAACAUUCGCGCCACGCUCGAAGCGAACGUGCAAGUAGACACAUCGUUCGGCAUCACCAUCAUCGUCACGUUGGGGUCACCGCUAGACCUGAGCAACUCUUAUUUAUACUUUAAGAAUAAGGGCAAGGUCACGGCACAGUUCCAAGUGGAUGCCGUCGCUUCAAUCUCCUGGAAUUCUGGUGAUAUCAAACUGAUCGGGCUCGACAACUUCCCAGGGGCCACCUUCAGAGUGCCCGGAGUCGUCACGAUCGGGCCGAAUAUGGCGGUUUAUGCGUCCGCUGACGCUUCGGUAACGCUUUCCGCGCAUCUUCAAGCAGAGGUCAACAUCGUAUCGUGGGACAUUCAACAAACCUACCCUCAAACAAAUCAGUAUCCCGUCUCUGCUCUUGAUUCUCCCAACUAUGACGGGACGCAGACACUCGGAAGCCUAUCGGUCUCAGCCUCGGUCAGUGCCGUCGGAGAACUAGCCCUGCAUCUCAAACCUAAGGUUAUAUUCGGUAUUGUGUUUGAUUCCCGGUGGAAUGUCCCCGAUUGCAGUGUGGAUCUUGUUAUGGACGGAUUUGUGAUCUUUCACGCGGAGGCGGGUCUCUCGACAGACUCGGACAAUACCUGCCCCUUCACUUACGGCAUUGAUGCCGGAGUGAACAUAUACGGGCAACUGACCGCACCUAGUUUCUACAAUUGGGGAGGAACCGCGCAGGUCCCUAUCGCCAGUGUUCCUCGUAAGCAGAUCACGCCCAAUACCUGCGUUGGCUCGAGUACGUCAUCCAAGAGAGACGUGGUCCUUCUCGACGAGUCUAUAAAUCAGUCAACACAAGCAGUCACAGCUUCCCUGAGAUGGGCACAUGGUAUUUUUUUUGAAGCGGAUGAAUCGGCAGGCUGGCAAGUCGCAGACUAUAGAUUCCGGGAGCCCAAUGUCGCGUUACUUAAACGUGAUACAUUCAGCAUCAGACCGAUCAUAGCAAUCCCGGAGAGUUCACUUUCUUGUCCGGGAGAGAAUGUGACGGGAUGUCUAGUUUGUAGUUCUUACGGAAGUGACGAUACUAACCUGAAAAUUCGUGAUGAGACGUACGAAGCAGACGCAUGUCCUUGGGCUCCUACUUCUGACACUGUCUGUAUAGAUAGCACACUUUCCAAGCGGGCCUCCGCUGGGGACAAGGAUAUGACCCUAUCGUGGGCUGGUACCUUUUUCUUUGCGUAUUAUCCACCGUGCAAUGCCGAUGAUUUGAGUGGCGUGAGUUCAAUUUCAAAGUGGUAUAUACCCAAAGGUGCCCAAUUAAAUCUCUGUGAUCCCACUAUCGCCAAAUUCAAUAAGGAUAACGGAGCUGCCACGUGUGCAUAUGUUUUUGGCAGUAAUACAGAUACUGGGGGCUUUGAUUUCCCCCUAGACGCUCAAGACACUUCCCCGAGUAAUUUCCUCGCCAACACCGCCACCAAGGUAGGAGGAAGCGAGAAUUCGAAUUUGAUGGCUUUGCUUUAUGCACCAACGAAUGGAGUUAAGGGGACUUGGAAAUUGCUAGUGCUAUUCAAAUUAGUGCUAGCGCGUUCAACUACCUGUUAG
This is a messenger RNA of Talaromyces marneffei, 2031 nucleotides long. RefSeq lists its product as uncharacterized. The transcript has 8 exons. The coding region runs from base 1 to 2031 and encodes 676 amino acids. The record is from RefSeq and is a predicted model, not a curated record. Lineage: Eukaryota; Fungi; Ascomycota; Eurotiomycetes; Eurotiales; Trichocomaceae.